UCCCUCAACAUGUCUCAUGACUCGUGCGCACUGAAUUCUGAUGGCUCCCUCAAGGAUGCCUCAGAUAUUGUAUUUUACAAUGAUCCCGACAAUCACGCACCAUUGCUGCAGGUCCCACUGAAAAACACCUUCACUGCUCUGCUCCAAUCUGGGCGCACACCAGCACUAACUGCAGCUGGUUCCCAAUGUUCUACUCGCACAUCAAGGCCCUCUGCUUGUGUUCAGGAUGCUGACAAUGUGUCCUCAAGCACAAGGAAG
Molecule: messenger RNA, 258 nt
Organism: Suillus bovinus
Lineage: Eukaryota; Fungi; Basidiomycota; Agaricomycetes; Boletales; Suillaceae
Exons: 1
Source: RefSeq, a predicted model, not a curated record